AUGAAUGGGAUCUCAGUCCAAGGCCCAGAGGCGUCAGUCACUCCGGCACCACCCUCAAAACGAAAACGCGAAGCAACGGCAGAAGGCGAAGCAGACGGAACUGCAUCUACAUCAGAAAACAGUGAAUCAGCCUUUCCUGACACUCUCAAGGAUCUUAUUUUGGUCCUGUCCAAACACGACUCCGACCUUGGGAUCUUAAAUCGCCCACUCGCCCAUGUACCCACGGGGGAGCCUGAGAACAAGCGAGUAAAACGAUCAAAGACGGCCAUCGAACAUCCAUCUGUUCAGUCCCGAGUUGAAAAGGCCUACUACAGUUCCCUUGAACCUUUCCUUCACGAUGUCGAGCAAUCCAUCAGCUCGUUUGUCGCAGAGUCCCAGCGACAUGAUAGCAAGUCUCGCCGGUCGACCACGCAGGCCUCGCCUAACGAAUCGUCCAGUCGUGCGAAUGCGUUCAGAAAAGAGUUAAAUAAGCUGGUACUGAAAAUCUCUCCCCAAGCAUCGCCAUUUAACGCUUCAAUCAAGGCAGCAAAAGCAGAGGACACGUCUGAAUCACUGGCUGGCAAUUCUCGAAACGACCGGUUAGCUUUGGCUCUUGUGGAUAAUACUCCUCACGGAAGACAGAUAUUUUCAAGCGUCCAGCGGUCCGAUUUGCCUAUCAACGAAACCGCGCUUCCAAAGGGGAUAGUGGCUACUAGGAUUGUUCCCUUCAACCCCUUACACAUGGAUGAAUCGCGGACACGGACAAGGACUAUCGGAGAGGUAUUCGCACCACGGCCAAACCUCCCUGCUCUCGAACGACCUCAGAAACGCCCUGCUGAGAGCGGCCCAUCCGUCGUCGAAUGGUUAGACCCUCUUGAAGCCGCUUCCUCCUUACCCAGUAAGCUUCUAGGGAGAAAAACCUAUAGCCAAAUCUCCCUUCCAUCCGGUUCCUGGUUAAACUAUGGCUAUGAAAACCCGUUGCUAUCGGAUAAUUCUCGCCGUGUGUCAAGGCAGGAAGCCAUCGAGAAGGAGAAAUUCUCAAAAGCAGACAAGACUCUUUUCCAUGCACUCUACUCAUCAUUUGCCCCGUCCUUUGACAGUUCAGGCGCAGUCGCACCCCGGGCUGCUAAAUAUCAAGCUUGGUGGGAGAAAUCAGGGGCUCGUCGCAUGAAUGUUUUGUUUAACUCUGAGCAAAACGAAGAACAAGACGCUCCAGCCUCCCCGAAAGCUUCUCCAAUUUUAGAUCAAGUAUUGGACCCCCAACUGUUGGACGAGGAAACGCUAUCUGAAGCGGUUGAAACUUUCAAGCCAGAUACAACAUAUGUGGAUAAGGCAACAGAUUCCAAUGAAGCUGCCAGCGACGAGGAUAAGGAGAAGAAGGCCGAGGGCGACAUAGGAGAAAUCCUGGACGAUAUAUCAGACCUGCUUCAAACACUAAACUCGUACCGCCAGCUCCGAAACCUCUCGCAGCAGCCAUCAAGUAAUAAAACGAUUGACCAAAGCAAUGGGACAUCAGCAAGUCACGACCAGGCGGCGACUCCCUCUGAUGCGGAAUACAGCAUAUACGAAACAUUGAAGUCUAGCUUAUCGACAUUGGUGGCUUCUUUGCCUCCGUACGCAGUGUCGAAGCUGACGGGAGAGCAGCUUGCUGAAUUGAAUUUGAGCAAGAAGAUCCUACUAGAUGGCGCCGAUUACCCUGGCACCCUUGAUGAUGAUGACUUUACCAAGCAACAGAAACAGGCUGCGCAAAUCCAACAAAAUCUGGUAAACUCUCGUGGCCAUACCCAUGCUCAGGUACCACAGGGCCGACCAGCUACCUACCAGACCCCAACAGCACCGGCCCCUUACCAACGACAACAUGCUGCUCGCCAAAAGCAUAUGCCAGUGAACUAUCAACAGGCUCCUCCCCCUCCUCCUCAGGGGUACGCAGGGAGACCGCCGCCGCCGCCGCCAGGGCACUAUCAACCCGCGAACCCCCAGCCAUUUGCACAGCACCCCCAGGCCGGCCAGCGGCAAGGAUACAUGCAGCCCCCUUACCAACAACCAGCUGGAGCAUCUUCCCCUUACAGCAGGAGUGCAAUGUUGCAACAAUUCCAGCGCCCUGCAUCCAACGGUGUAUCUCCCUACCCGCAGAGACGGCCCUCCCCUGCGCAAACUCCAACCCAACCGUACCCCCAUCGCACACCCCAGGUUGCGUACCACCAGCCUAUCCAUCAACCUCAGCUUAACCAUGCUGCUGGCCCCCAGAGAAUUCCACAACAACCACAUGGCUAUAAUCAAUCACCACAACGAACACCCUAUCUAAACUCACCUACCGGCCACCCUGCUCAGCCACGGUACUUCCAGCAGCAGGCACCACAGCCGAUGCCCUACGCGAACUACCCCCCUAACCAAGCGAGCCAGAUACAUUCUCCAUAUGCCAAGCCUUCUCCAGGUAUACCCUAUCCCCGGUCAGCCGCCGAACAGGCCGCGAUCAUGGACCGGAACAAAAUGCAACUGCUAGACAGUCGCGCUCAAGCCGUUGCCUCCCCUCAGCCAAUGCAGCCCAACGGCCAGCCGAAUGGGCUUCCUAUGGCUACUCCAGGGCCCUCAAAAUAG
This is a messenger RNA of Nannizzia gypsea CBS 118893, 2577 nucleotides long. RefSeq lists its product as hypothetical. The record is from RefSeq and is a predicted model, not a curated record. The transcript has 2 exons. NCBI's taxonomy places the organism in Eukaryota, Fungi, Ascomycota, Eurotiomycetes, Onygenales, Arthrodermataceae. The coding region runs from base 1 to 2577 and encodes 858 amino acids.